Messenger RNA from Medicago truncatula (barrel medic), 949 nucleotides. RefSeq names its product trafficking protein particle complex subunit 1. The record is from RefSeq and is a predicted model, not a curated record. The transcript is spliced from 3 exons. The coding region runs from base 60 to 575 and encodes 171 amino acids. NCBI's taxonomy places the organism in Eukaryota, Viridiplantae, Streptophyta, Magnoliopsida, Fabales, Fabaceae. Gene Ontology annotation, biological process: endoplasmic reticulum to Golgi vesicle-mediated transport. Gene Ontology annotation, cellular component: TRAPP complex.
AAAAAUCUAAGAACUAAUCUUUUUCAGAUUUGAUUCGGAGCAGAUCUCCACAUAACAGAAUGCAAUUCUUUGGUGGUUCAGAGAUCAGUCCGUCACCACCAGCAGCACCAACUGCAGCAUCUGGAAACAAUGGUCAUAUGUUAUAUGUUUUCAAUAGGAAUGGCAUUUGCUUGCUUUAUAAAGAAUGGAAUCGCCCUCUUCAUACUUUAAAUCCUCAUCAAGAUCACAAGUUAAUGUUUGGUCUUCUUUUUUCCCUCAAAUCUUUAACUGCUAAGAUAGACCCCACUAGUCCCCAGAAAGGUAACCUUGGUGUUCCUCAGUUACCUGGCCAAGGUUGUUCUUUUCACACUUUUCGUACUAAUACUUACAAACUUACUUUCAUGGAAACUCCUUCUGGUAUCAAGAUUAUCUUGGUAACUCAUCCUAGAACUGGUGAUCUUCGGGAAUCCUUAAAGUAUAUCUACAAUUUGUAUGUUGAAUAUGUUGUUAAGAAUCCACUCUAUACACCCGGAUCUCCUAUCAGGUCUGAGCUAUUCAAUACAACGUUGGACCAGUACGUGAGAGGCAUUGCAUAGAAGCUGAGUGGUUGCAAUUUAUCAUUGUGGAUGAUGAACUCGUGUUGUAGAAUGCCAUGUUUUGCAUGGUGUUGGCCACUGCAUUAUCAGUCACAGACUCUUGGGAAGGCCUCACAUUGUUUAUGUCAAUGUUACAACAAUUGAUGGCGUGAUAAUGUUAAUAGUUGAUCGGUAUUCAUUGCCCAAAAUUUCAACUAAAUGAGCUCGUACAUUUUGUUAAUUAUCCUCUCAUAUUAACUUUACAAACCCCUAUAUUUUCAUCUCUCGAUCUUACAAAUAUUCAUUGAUGGUGAAAAAACUUGAUUAACGGUUAAAGACUGAAGCACAAAAUCUACCAUAAAUUUUUUUAUUGCAUAUGUAAGUGAGCUUUUGAA